AUGAAGUAUUCAAUCUUCGCCGCCCUCCUAUGCAUUGGAUUUGGUUUCGUACACAGGCAAUCGGACAGACCGAAUAACAUUGUAGUCGCCAAUGACGACGGAUGGGCAACAGCCCAAACUCGUGCGCAAUUCAAAGCCCUAGAAGCCGCUGGAUUCAAUCUAGUACUUUCCUGCCCCGCGAUCAAUAAGUCAGGAACAGGAUCUUCGACGGCUCCGCCGACGACAUUGACCGCACCUUGCGAAUUCAACACUUGCACGACAGGAUCUCCUCCCGAAGGUUCCGACCCUGAAGACCCUCGCCUGAACUAUGUUAAUUCCGAGUCCGUCAAUUCAGUUCGCUUCCGAAUUCAGACUCUAAGACCACAGUUCUUUGGGGGGUUGCCUGAUCUCGUGGUCAGUGGACCGAAUGUUGGGGGUCAGUACAUUUCUGUGCGCGCUGUUAUCAAAGUUGGCCCAAUUGGCACCAGCGAACCUCUGGUACGGUCGGAGCAGCGUUCGAGGCAGCCCCCGAAGGAAUACCCUCAGCUGCGUUUUCGGCCAGCCGAAUCUCCUUCACCACUCUCGAGUCUCGAUACCGAUCCAAAUUCUGCGCUCUCUAUUAGCGCUCGCAUCUAUGCUGAUCUCACCACCACCUUCACAACGACGUUGCUUGCUGCUGGAUAA
Messenger RNA from Pleurotus ostreatus (oyster mushroom), 663 nucleotides. RefSeq lists its product as uncharacterized. The transcript is spliced from 5 exons. NCBI's taxonomy places the organism in Eukaryota, Fungi, Basidiomycota, Agaricomycetes, Agaricales, Pleurotaceae. The record is from RefSeq and is a predicted model, not a curated record. Gene Ontology annotation, molecular function: nucleotidase activity. Bases 1 to 663 code for a protein of 220 amino acids.